Molecule: messenger RNA, 1318 nt
Organism: Aspergillus novofumigatus IBT 16806
Lineage: Eukaryota; Fungi; Ascomycota; Eurotiomycetes; Eurotiales; Aspergillaceae
Product: phytanoyl-CoA dioxygenase family protein
Exons: 4
Coding region: 182-1171 (329 amino acids)
Biological process (GO): fatty acid alpha-oxidation
Molecular function (GO): phytanoyl-CoA dioxygenase activity
Source: RefSeq, a predicted model, not a curated record
CAUCGUGAGAGUCGUCAUCAUCUGUGGAGUCCCAGCUCCAUCUGUUCCCCGCAGUUCUUCUGCAUCAUGAUUCGAUCCUCGGAAUUCAGAACGGAGACAGAGAUUAUUUAAACAGUUCGACAACGUCGCGCAGUGCUGUGCACUCGGACUACCUGUCGAGACAUUGCCACAACACUUCAGGAUGAACGGAAAUCAUUCAGCCAUCAGUCGACUCUUCGACACGACUCCCCGAAUCGAAGACUUCAAAGAGAUAUGCAGCCAGACCACCGACAAAGCCUCUUACCCUUUAUCCUCAAGCGUUGAGAAGAACAUCCCCAUCUACGAUGUAACCACUCUUGACCACCUCAACGGGGAACUCACCACCAAUCUCCAAAACGAAUGGCACCACGCCCUCAACGCCGGCCCCGGCAUCGUCGUGCUUAAAGGCAUGUACCACCCAACCCGCCACGGCCCAACCCUAACAGCUACCACCGAGGCCUUCACCCGCAUCAUCGCCCAAGAGCGCCUGACCGCAACAAAGAAAGGCGACCACUUCGCCGCCGGCGGCAAAAACGACCGCAUCUGGAACUCCUUCAGCAAGCACGCCGUCCUCGACCCCGGCUCUUUUGUAGCCUACUACUCCAACCCCUGGCUGCGCCUCAUCGCCGAGUCCUGGCUCGGCCCAGCCUACCGCAUCACAGCCCAAGUCAACAUCGUCAACCCCGGCGGCGCCGCCCAGGAAUCCCACCGCGACUACCACCUCGGCUUCCAGGACGCCGCCGCCACCGCCCGCUUCCCGCGCACCCUGCACCUCGCCUCGCAGUAUCUCACGCUGCAGGGGGCCGUCGCGCACAGCGACAUGCCGGCGCGCACCGGGUACCUCGCGUGGCGGGGGGAGGAGUUCCGGGCGUAUUUCCGGGAGAACUACGUCGCGCUGCCGCUGGAGCUGGGGGACGGGGUGUUUUUCAACCCGGCGAUGGCUCCCGAGGAAGGGCGGCCGGGCGGGGGUUUCCAGCGUAAGGCGAACCUGUUGCAGAUUAGUUGUGCGUUUGGGAAGACGAUGGAGAGCAUUGAUACGGUGCCGAUUGUGGAGAGGUGUUGGCGGGAUAUGGUGCGGCGGGUUGAAGGAGGGGUGGGGGUGGACAGGGUGGUGGAGGAGUUGAAGCAGAUGAAGAGGGAUUCCAGUGCUUGAUCUGUUGCUGGUAGAUAACCUAGAAGUACUGUCAAUGGAACGACCUAUGAGGCAAUGGCCACUUGGAAGGGUUCUCGGGUCUGAGGGGAUGUACGUUUGAUCAUACAAGAGCAUAUUGGAAAUCUAGUAGUAGCAUGAUCAUCAGCC